Dendronephthya gigantea is the source of this 2697-nucleotide messenger RNA. Its product is annotated as glutamate carboxypeptidase 2-like. The transcript is spliced from 8 exons. The record is from RefSeq and is a predicted model, not a curated record. Bases 105 to 2306 code for a protein of 733 amino acids. Gene Ontology annotation, molecular function: carboxypeptidase activity. Lineage: Eukaryota; Metazoa; Cnidaria; Anthozoa; Malacalcyonacea; Nephtheidae.
UAUUAAAUUAGUCCGACUUCAAUCACGAAAGGCUUACUGACAACGCGCUCAACGGCAAGACGUUUCAGCAUCGAGAUCUGCGAAAUUCUAUUUCGACCUCCAAGAUGACAGCAGGGGCAGGAUUUUCAAUGGGAAAAGUUUUCGCUAUCGUGGUAGCCGGGGUCGUGCUAUUCGUAUUAGGUUUUGUGAUAGGCUGGUUUUCAUCGCCAGAAGACUCGCCCGUUGGUUCCGUUGAAACAUUUGAUAUGAAAUAUAUCGCGAAAAAGCGCAAGGAGCAGAUGAAAAAAAAGGAUGAUUUUCACGAACAGUUUCUUACGAUCUUGAACGCGGAGAAUAUCGGCGAAAACCUUAGGUAUUUUGCAAAGCGACCCCACGUUGGAGGAACACCACGUUCGAAGGAAUUAGCGAAUGAGAUCGAAAGAAGAUGGAGGGAAUACAAAUUUGACAAAGUAGAACAACCGGAAUAUGAUACGCUCUUACCUUACGUUCAACCAAACGUCUCGAAUUCCGUACAGAUUUUGAAUUCCACUGGUAAUGUGACUUUCGAGUUCUCUGGAAAAGAAAAGUUGGCAGACCCGAGUGAAAACGACACUACGAUGAUCCCACCAUUUUUGGGUUACGCUAAGCAAGGAUCAGUUGAAGGGGAGCUCCUGUAUGUGAAUUAUGGAAGAACUGAAGAUUUUCAAGUAUUGAAAAAUAACUUCAGCAUCGCAAAUUGCAACGGCUACAUCGUCAUCAUGCGAUAUGGAAAGAUAUUUCGGGGUGAUAAGGUCAAACACGCUCAAGAUUGUGGGGCAGUUGGCGCUAUUUUGUACAACGACCCUGCAGAUUUUGCACCUGACGGCCAGGAUAAGGUCUAUCCAAACUACAUUUGGCUUCCAAAGACAGGAGUCCAGCGCGGCAGCAUAUUUAUUGUUCCGGGAGAUCCGUUAACCCCUGGUCUACCAUCUGUCGAAGGAGUGUUCAGAAUACCCGAAGCGAACGCUGGACUGCCAAAGAUCCCGGCUACACCGAUGCCAUACGGAGAUGCUCUUAGACUAUUAGAGAUCAUGGAAGGUGAAGACGCUCCAGGAAAUUGGCAAGGUAGAUUAAAUAUCUCCUACAAACUUGGAAACGGUGGUCUGAUGAACAACAACACUGUCAAAAUACAAGUAAAUGUACCAAACAAACGUCAAACUAUUUACAACGUCAUUGGAACAAUAUACGGCAAAGAAGAGCCAGAUCGUUGGGUAUUGAUAGGGAAUCAUAGGGACGCAUGGGGAUUUGGUGCAGUUGAUCCGUCCAGUGGUACGUCAGCUAUGAUGGAGAUAUCACGUGGUGUAAGGGAGCUUCUGAAAAAAGGUUGGCGCCCGAGACGCACCAUCAAAUUCUGCAGCUGGGGAGCAGAGGAACCAGGUUUGGUAGGAUCAACGGAAUGGGUGGAAGAAAAUGAACGAGUCUUGUCAACAAAAGCAAUAACAUAUAUAAACGUUGAUGCAGCAGUUUACGGAAACUUUACCUUCAGCGUUAGUGGCUCCCCCCUGCUAAAGACCACAAUUAAUAACAACGUUAAGGAAGUUGACGACCCCCAUGGGGAGAAGGUAUACCAUCAGAUGCUAAGAGCCCAAAAGCGUUUUGUUUAUCGAAAUUUGGGUUCUGGUUCAGAUUACGCCAGUUUUUAUCAAUUUUGCGGUGUACCAUCUGUGACCAUGACCUACGCCGGUGAGAGAAUCUACCCCGUCUAUCAUUCAGUCCACGACACGUACAAAUGGCUCCAAGGUUUGAUCGAUCCCUACUUCAAAUUCCACUUAACCACGGCGAAAAUUGCCUCGAAAGUCCUCAUGUAUAUGACCGACAGUUUUGUGUUACCAAUCAAUGUAUCAGAGUAUGGCGUAUCGCUCGAAAGCUCUCUGGAAACCUUGAGAACAAAUUACGGAAAUGAUCUUGAAGAAAACAACGUCACCUUGAGUCAUAUUAAGAAGGCAAUUAUGGAAUUUAAAAAAGAAGCAAAAAUAUUUGAAGCCGAAGGAAAUGAAGCUUUUGAGGAAAAAGACGACAUUAAACUACGAGACCUUAAUGAUCGUAUGAUCAACGUUGAGAAAGCCUUCAUCACCGCCCCAGGUUUACCUAAUCGACCAAACACAAGGCACGUGGUAUUCGCACCUUCUGUUAACAAUGCCUACGGCAGCACCAGUUUUCCGGGAAUCUCUGAUCUGAUGUUUAAGGAGAAUAAAACAGAGCAGGAUUGGUUGGAUAUCAAAAAACAGGCGUCCGUUCUCUUCCAAGCGAUUUCGAGUGCAACCGAUGUACUCAAAGCUGAUGCAUAAGAUGUUUAAAAAAAAACUUUUCUUAUGAUGGUAUUAGAAAUAUGGUAUUAGAAAUUAAUAGAUAUAGAUGAAGGGUUAUUAUUUCGCGGCCCGGAGGCAGGAUUGUAUACUCACUGAAUUUAAUCGGAACAGGAGAUAUAUCAUAUAUAACUACCUCGUAUGACUUUAGCAUUAAUUGCACUUCCAUUUGUUUUCUUACUAUCAUGAUUUGUACUGCAGUACAAUCAUGCACUGAUUUUGCAAAAAAUAAACCAUUUAAAAUGGCGGAAAGUUAUCUGCACACAAAUCAUAUCGCCUUUAAGGAACGGAAACUCUGGCAAAGGUUCAAAAUAUUGAAUCAAAGUCUGGUAUGUCUGUGUUUUGACAAGAAAUAAUUUGCAUUACAAAAUAA